AUGUCUUCGCGACUGACGACUCGUAGCGACAUCGGGGAGCUCAUGCGACAGGUGUCCUCAUCCAUGGGCUUACCUGCCGGACAGAAGGCAGCGAGCUGUCGACACGGGUAUUUAGGUGCCUUGCUCAAGUGCGACCCACACCAGGGCCUCAGCUCCUCGAAGGCCGCUGCGCGGCUGAAGAAGGAUGGCCCCAACCAGCUUGAGCAAGAGCCUCGCCUGGGGCUCUUCAUGCUCUUCAUCCUCCAGCUCACCAGCUUCAUCAUCAUCCUGCUCAUCAUCGCUGCCAUUGCCUCCAUCGUCGUCAAUGCCACGAACGAGGGCAAGCGUGAUGAAAUCCUGUCCUACACGACAGGGAUGGCCAUCUUCAUCCUAGUCCUUUUGAAUGCCGGCAUUGCCGCCUAUACGGAGCACCAAGCCGGCAACGCGCUCGAUGCUUUGGCGAAGUUGUCGCAGCCGGAGGUGUCUGUGCUGCGCGAUGGCGAGGUGAUGAACAUACCAACGGUGGAUGUGGUCAAGGGCGACCUCAUUUUGCUGGAGACAGGCGACGUGGUCCCGGCGGACCUUCGACUCCUGGAAGCGGCGGACCUGAAAGUGGACGAGAAAGCGCUGACAGGAGAGCCAGACGAUGUGUCGAAGAACACGAAGAUCAAAGAGCAGACGAAGCUCACUCCUGAGAACAUGGUCUUCUCCGGGUGCCCCGUGGCCAGUGGGAAAUGCAAGGGCAUCGUGGUUGCCACUGGGAUGAACACGCGCAUCGGCGACAUCGCCAAGAUGAUGGCGAACUCAGACGACAAGACUGGCGGCGGACCGUGCGACUGCCUACCCACCUCAGCAGAGAACAAGACGCCCCUUCAGGAGAACGUCGAGCGACUGGGCGCGCGUAUUGGCGUCUUGGCCAUCGUCGUCUGUGUGGUGGUGUUCAUCAUCGGGCUGCUGAUUGGCACCAAGGAUCCGGAGUUCCCGGAGAGCCCGCCUUGGGUCUACAUGAUCCUCAUUGCCGUGACCUUGGCCGUCGCGGCGAUCCCGGAAGGAAUUCCUCUUUGCGUCACAAUCUCGCUGGCGAUCGGCUGCCAGGAAAUGGUUGAGAAGAACGUGCAGGUACGGAAGAUCGCCGCGGUGGAAACGCUGGGCUCUGCAUCGGUGAUCUGCAGCGACAAGACCGGAACGCUGACGGAAGGCAAGAUGACCAUGACCAAGAUGUGGUCAUGCGGCGUUGAGUACAACAUCACGGGCCAGGGCUUCGACCCGACCAAGGGACAAGUCCAACGUACCGGAAUGGUCCUGCCCAACGGGGUGAACUCCAAUCGGGACCUGGGUGUGCGCAGCACGUUGCUUUCGGCAGUUCUCUGCAGUGACACAGUGCUGUUCCUGGGAGAGGACCCGGACACUGGCGAGGCCACCUGGCAGUACCGAGGCAACUCCUCCGAGGCUCCCAUCGUGGUGGCCGCGCGCAAGAUCGGGCUGCCGGAAGAUGUGGCCACCGGCUACCGCCGCCUCGUGAACAUUCCUUUCUCUUCCGCGCGGAAGAUGAUGCUCACAGUCUCCGACGUCGCAGGCCGCACGAGCCUGUGCGAAGGGGGCAUGCCCCUCCCCGCCGGCACCACGGGCUUCACCGUCUGCAAAGGUGCCCCCAACUGGGUCAUCCAGAGCUGCAGCAGCAUCCUCCGCGAGGACGGCGGGGUGUAUCCUCUCAGCGAGGACGAGAAGGCACGCAUCAACGCGGGGGUUGUGGACGCCUACUCCGACCAAGCCCUGCGGGUUCUGGCUGUAGCCGUGGGAUUUCGGGGAGAGCCCGCAGCGCAGCUGGAGAACGACGACGUUCCGUUGGACCAGAAGUUUGAGAGCUUAAGGUCAAACUUGACGCUGGUGGGGAUGGUUGCCUCGCUGGACCCCGAUCGCGAGGGCGUUCGGGACUCUGUCUUGGCGGCCCGAGAAGCGGGCAUCCGUGUGGUCAUGAUUACUGGGGACUACCUCAAGACAGCGAUUGCUAUUGCCAGGCGCGUAGAAAUCUUGAACCCCGACGACAACGUGGUGGAAGCUGCCGUCGACUGCAACACCCUGCGUCCCCGGGGGGACGAUGCUUACCUUCCGCAGGAGCACAUGGAUGAGAUUACCAGCCGAGUCCGCGUUUUUGCCCGGGCCAAGCCGGCGGACAAGCUAGAGAUCGUGAAGUCUCUCCAAAGGCAGGGGCUCGUCUGCGCAAUGACCGGCGAUGGCGUCAACGACGCCCCGGCGUUGAAUGAGGCGAACAUCGGCGUGGCUAUGGGCAUCCAGGGCACGGAGGUGGCGAAGGGGGCGUCGGAGAUGAUUCUGACCGAUGAUAACUUCACCUCCAUCGUCAAGGCGGUGGAGAAGGGGCGGUCCAUCUACGCCGGCAUCCAAAAGUUCGUGGCCUUCAUCAUGUCUGUCCACAUUGCCGAGGUGAUCCAGAUCUUCUUCUGCGUCGUGGUGUCCAUGCCGUUGAUGCGCACGCCGCUGCAGAUUCUUUUCCUGAUCUUGGUCACGGAUCUGCCGCCCUCCAUUGCGCUGGGUAUGGAGCCGGGUGAGAGGAAUAUUCUGCAGCAGCCGCCUCGGCCAAAGAACGAGCCGAUUGUGCUGGGAUGGAUGUGGGUGAGCAUUUUGCUGAACGGCUUCGUGCUGUCGGUGGUCAUCAUCGCAGUUUACACUGUCUCUUUGCACCACUACUUGGGUGUCGUGUUCUUGGACGACAUCCUGAAAGCCAAGGAAGAAUCAGGAGAGUCGCAGGACUUGGUGGAUGAGCAGCUCGCGCGCGCCAGGACCGUCGCCUUCAUCUCCCUGGUGUUUUGUGAGAAUGUCCGAGCUUACAUCUGCCGGUCGUUCAGUCAGCCUGUGUGGGUUGACCUGUGCACCAACAGGGUGAUGCAGAAGGCCGUGGCGGUUGCGCAGGUGGCCAUGCUCUGUGCCGUGCUCAUCCCCUUCUUCUCGGACCAGAUCCUUGGCCUCGACGGCCUCAACAUCGGCGCCUGGGGCUGGCUCUUCUCCCUCUCAGGGCCUGCAGCCACACUUGUGCUGUGCGAGCUGAGCAAGCUUCUGACCAAGUGGCAGAUGGAGCGAUACCAGAGACAGGCGCGCCCUGAGCCCAAAAAGCCCUAA
Messenger RNA from Symbiodinium natans, 3114 nucleotides. The record is from the annotation of a GenBank genome assembly. Lineage: Eukaryota; Dinophyceae; Suessiales; Symbiodiniaceae.